AUGGCAAAGCAAAUAACGUACUCCUCAAACUUUUUAUUUUGCUCCCUAGCUCUACUAAUUGUCACACUAUCCCUUAUACCAAAUUUCGCUUCUGCUACUUCAGAGGAAGCCAAUGCUCUUCUUAAAUGGAAAGUAGGCCUUGAAAUCCCAAAAAACUCCUUGCUCUCUUCAUGGAUUACUCUCCCUAUGAAUUCCAGUGCAUCAGUUCCAUGCACUUCUUGGUUUGGAGUACUUUGCAAUGUUGGUGGGAGCAUUCAAAGGUUGAACCUCAGUUCAUCCGGCUUAAAAGGUACACUCCAUCGAUUUUCAUUCUCUUUGCUACACAAUCUUACACAUUUUGAUCUCGGCGUGAACAGCUUCUUUGGCCCCAUCCCAUCAGAAAUCCGACUCCUGAACAAACUUGUAUAUCUUGAUUUUUCAUUGAAUAAGUUUUCUGGAGUAAUUCCCCCUGAAAUAGGAAAUCUGCACCAGCUAAAAAUCUUGUAUCUAUACUCAAACAAUAUAUCCGGCUCCAUUCCUUCAUCAUUGGGUGAUUUGACAUCUUUGAAUCUCCUUUAUUUACACCACAAUCAACUCUCUGGUCACAUUCCUAAUGAACUUGGGAAGUUGAAGUCUCUUACUGGACUUUCCAUGAGCUACAAUCAACUUAGUGGUUCUAUUCCUUUAUCUCUAGCAAACCUUAGUAGCCUACAACUUUUGUACCUAAGUCAAAAUAAAUUAUCUGGUCCCAUUCCUACAGAACUUGGGAACUUGAAGUCUCUCAUUGAUCUGCAGCUGAGCAACAAUAAGCUUAGUGGUUCUAUUCCUUCGUCGUUGGGUGAUUUGACAUCUUUGAAUGUCCUUUAUUUGGACGAAAAUCAACUCUCUGGUCCCAUUCCUAUUGAACUUGGGAAUAUGAAGUCUCUCAUUCAACUUGUGAUGAACGAAAAUCAAGUUAGUGGUUCCAUUCCUUCAUCAUUGGGUGAUUUGAUAUCUUUGAAUCUCCUUUAUUUGUACCACAAUCAACUCUCCGGUCGUAUUCCUACUGAACUUGGGAAUUUGAAAUCUCUCAUUGAUCUUCAGUUGAGUGACAAUCAGCUUAGUGGUUGUCUUCCUUCAUCACUGGGAGAUUUGACAUCUUUGAAUCUCCUUUAUUUGGACCAAAAUCAACUCUCUGGUCCCAUUCCUAUUGAACUUGGAAAUUUGAAGUCUCUCACUAGUCUUGCGGUGAGUGACAAUCAACUUAAUGGGUCUAUUCCUCCAUCUCUUGCAAACCUUGGGAAUCUACAGAUUCUGUACCUUCGUGCGAACAAAUUAUCUGGUUCGAUUCCUCAAGGAUUGGGAAAUUUGGAAUUGUUCGAGCUACAAAUGGACACAAAUCAAUUGUCCGGCCAUUUGCCUGAAGGUUUGUGCCAUGGAGGAAAGCUUCAACUUUUUUCGGUAAAUAAUAAUCAACUCAGUGGGUCUAUUUCAAGAGGAUUACAGAAUUGCCCUAGCUUAAUUAGAGCUCUUUUUAAUCAAAAUCAAUUCAGUGGAGAUAUAUCGAGUAGCUUUGGGGUCUAUCCAAGCUUAGAUUACCUUGAUAUCAGCCACAAUAAUUUUCACGGGCAGCUUUCUCAGAACUGGAGUAAAUGCAAGAAUUUGACAUCCUUAGUGAUGGGAUCUAACAACAUCAAUGGUAGCUUACCACCAGAGUUUGGAAAUUUAAGACAACUACGAAGACUUGAUCUAUCUUCAAAUCAUUUGGUUAGUGAGAUUCCAAAGGAGUUUGGGAAGAUGAAAAGCAUGUUGAAUUUAUCCUUGGCUAAUAACCAACUUUCAGGUACUAUACCUGUAGAGUUUGCAUCCUAUGAACUUGUUGAAGUACUGGAUCUAUCCACAAACAGAUUGAAUGGGUCGAUACCAAGAAGUAUUGGUCGGUGGGCACAAAUCCACUACUUGAAUCUUAGUAAUAACAAGCUCAAUGAGAACAUUCCACCGGAGAUUGGUAAAUUGGUUCAUCUUACAAAACUUGAUUUAUCUCAGAAUUUGCUCACGAAAGAAAUACCAAUUGAAGUUUUAAGUUUGAAAAGUUUACAAAAAUUGGAUCUUUCUCACAAUAGAUUAUCUGGUCCUAUUCCUGAUGCUUUUACAAGUUUGCCACGCGGGAUUGAUAUCAACCUUUCUUACAAUGAGCUCUCCGGUCCGGUUCCCCAAAGCCCCAAUUUCGUGAAUGCAUCUGUAGAAGGCAAUCCAGGUUUGUGUGGAAAUGUUACAGGAGUGAAACUUUGUGCAAUUCAAAUUAUGAAGAAGAAACACACUCCCUUUCACCAUAGGCUAAUCCUUGUAAUUAUGCUCCCUCUUAUCGGGGUAUUUUUAUUUGGUUCAUUCACGUAUGGUUUCAUUGCUUAUCACCAACAAAAGAAAAAGUCUCUACAGAAACCAUUGGAAGAAGAAACUGGUGAUUAUUUCUCCAUUACAAAUUUUGAUGGCAAAGUAGUGUACGAUGAUAUCCUCAAGGCAACAAAUGAUUUCGAUGAAGCUUAUUGUAUUGGGACUGGAGGGUAUGGUACCGUGUACAAAGCUGAGAUACAACCUAACAAUGUGGUAGCUGUCAAGAAGCUUCACCCAUCAUCAUCUGAGAAUGUUGAUCAUAAUGGAUUCCUUAAUGAGAUUCGAGCAUUAACAAACAUAAGGCAUAGAAACAUAGUGAAACUCUAUGGAUAUUGCUCCCAUCCCCGUCACUCAUUUUUGAUUUAUGAAUACCUUGAAAUGGGAAGCCUUGGAUCAAUCUUAAGAAGCGAUGUCUUAGCAAAAGAAUUGGAUUGGUUGAAAAGGGUCAAUAUUGUAAAGGCUGUAGCUAAUGGUUUGGCUUAUAUGCAUCACGACUGCUCACCUCCUAUAAUUCAUAGAGACAUUUCCAUUGCCAACAUCCUUCUUGAUUCCGAUUAUGAGGCACAUAUUUCUGAUUUUGGCACAUCCAAGCUUUUAAAGCUAGACUCAUCCAACUGGACCGCAAUUGCAGGAACCUAUGGUUAUAUCGCGCCAGAGCUCGCUUAUACGAUGGUGCCAACUGAGAAAUGCGAUGUGUAUAGCUUUGGGAUCGUUGCAUUAGAAGUGAUCAUGGGAAAGCAUCCCGGUGAACUACCAACGUUGUCUGUUGAUUAUCUGGUGUUAGCAAAUGUUGGAGAUAGUCGGAUUCCACUUCCUUCACCACAAGUUGAGAAACAAGUAAAUUUGGCGCUCAAUCUCGCAAGAGCAUGUUUGAACUCAAAUCCAAAAGAAAGGCCAACAAUGCGCCAAGUUUCAAAUCUGUUGAUGAAGGCCUGAUAAUAGUGUACUUUCAAUGUUCUUUCUUUUGUCAUGUUCUCUAUAUGCAUCCUGAUAAUAUGUAUUGAUUUGAAUGCCUACUUGUUAUGAAACUUCUCAUAUGAUUUCUUAAAUCUUUAUGUACUAGAUAAACAAAUAAGUUAGUGAAGAA
Molecule: messenger RNA, 3439 nt
Organism: Lactuca virosa
Lineage: Eukaryota; Viridiplantae; Streptophyta; Magnoliopsida; Asterales; Asteraceae
Source: the annotation of a GenBank genome assembly